Puma concolor (puma) is the source of this 3297-nucleotide messenger RNA. The record is from RefSeq and is a predicted model, not a curated record. NCBI's taxonomy places the organism in Eukaryota, Metazoa, Chordata, Mammalia, Carnivora, Felidae.
AUGCGUGUGACUUGGCUUUCCCAGAGUUCUGAUGGAACAUUCUCUUCUGGUUUCUGCAGUAUCAAGUCAUGGGUGGAUAAGAUGCAAGAAGACCUUGUCACACUGGCAAAAACAGCAAGUGGAGUCAAUCAGCUUGUUGAUAUUUAUGAGAAGUAUCAAGAUUUGUAUACUGUGGAACCAAAUAAUGCACGGCAGCUGGUGGAAAUUGCAGCCAGGGAUAUUGAGAAACUUCUCAGCAACAGAUCCAAAGCCCUGGUGCGCUUGGCUUUGGAAGCAGAGAAGGUUCAAGCAGCCCACCAGUGGAGAGAGGAUUUUGCGAGCAAUGAAGUUGUCUACUACAAUGCAAAGGAUGAUCUUGAUCCUGAAAAAAAUGAGAGUGAGCCAGGCAGCCAAAGGAUAAAACCUGUUUUUAUUGACGAUGCUAAUUUUGGACGACAGAUAUCCUAUCAACAUGCAGCGGUCCAUAUCCCCACUGACAUCUAUGAGGGCUCAACAAUCGUGCUAAAUGAACUCAACUGGACAAGUGCCUUAGAUGAAGUUUUCAAAAAAAAUCGAGAAGAAGAUCCUUCGUUGUUGUGGCAGGUGUUUGGCAGUGCCACGGGCCUGGCCCGAUAUUAUCCAGCUUCUCCAUGGGUUGAUAACAGUAGAACUCCAAACAAGAUUGAUCUUUAUGAUGUACGCAGAAGACCAUGGUACAUCCAAGGAGCUGCAUCACCUAAAGACAUGCUUAUUCUGGUUGAUGUGAGUGGAAGUGUUAGUGGGUUGACACUUAAAUUGAUCCGCACAUCUGUCUCCGAAAUGUUGGAAACCCUCUCAGAUGACGAUUUCGUGAAUGUAGCUUCAUUUAACAGCAAUGCCCAGGAUGUGAGCUGUUUUCAGCACCUUGUCCAAGCCAACGUAAGAAAUAAGAAAGUGCUGAAAGAUGCAGUGAAUAACAUCACAGCAAAAGGAAUCACAGACUAUAAGAAAGGCUUUAGUUUUGCUUUCGAACAGCUGCUUAAUUAUAAUGUUUCUAGAGCCAACUGCAAUAAGAUUAUCAUGUUGUUCACGGAUGGAGGAGAAGAGAGAGCCCAGGAGAUAUUUGCCAAAUACAACAAAGAUAAAAAAGUACGUGUAUUCACAUUUUCAGUUGGCCAACAUAAUUAUGACAGAGGACCUAUUCAGUGGAUGGCCUGUGAAAAUAAAGGUUAUUACUAUGAAAUUCCUUCCAUUGGAGCGAUAAGAAUCAAUACUCAGGAGUACUUGGAUGUUCUGGGAAGACCAAUGGUUUUAGCAGGGGACAAAGCAAAGCAAGUCCAGUGGACAAAUGUGUAUCUAGAUGCACUGGAACUAGGACUUGUCAUUACUGGAACUCUUCCGGUCUUCAACAUAACUGGCCAAGUUGAAAAUAAGACAAACUUAAAGAACCAGCUAAUUCUUGGUGUGAUGGGGGUUGAUGUAUCUUUGGAAGAUAUUAAGCGACUAACACCACGUUUUACACUCUGCCCCAAUGGCUAUUAUUUUGCAAUUGAUCCUAAUGGUUAUGUUUUAUUACAUCCAAAUCUUCAGCCAAAGCCUAUUGGUGUAGGUAUACCAACAAUUAAUUUAAGAAAAAGGAGACCCAAUGUUCAGAACCCCAAAUCUCAGGAGCCAGUAACUUUGGAUUUCCUUGAUGCAGAAUUAGAGAAUGACAUUAAGGUGGAGAUUCGAAAUAAAAUGAUCGAUGGAGAAAGUGGAGAAAAAACAUUCAGAACUCUGGUUAAAUCUCAAGAUGAGAGAUACAUUGACAAAGGGAACAGGACAUAUACAUGGACUCCUGUGAAUGGCACAGAUUACAGUUUGGCCUUGGUAUUACCAACCUACAGUUUUUACUAUAUAAAAGCCAAAAUAGAAGAGACAAUAACUCAGGCCAGAUCAAAAAAGGGCAAAAUGAAGGAUUCAGAAACACUGAAGCCAGAUAAUUUUGAAGAAUCUGGCUACACAUUCAUAGCACCAAGAGAUUACUGCAAUGACCUUAAGAUAUCAGAUAAUAACACCGAAUUUCUUUUAAAUUUCAAUGAGUUUAUUGACAGAAAAACGCCAAACAACCCAUCCUGUAAUACGGAUUUGAUUAAUAGAGUCUUGCUGGAUGCAGGCUUUACAAAUGAACUUGUCCAAAAUUACUGGAGUAAGCAGAAAAACAUCAAGGGAGUGAAAGCACGGUUCGUUGUGACUGAUGGUGGGAUUACCAGAGUUUAUCCCAAGGAGGCUGGAGAAAACUGGCAAGAAAAUCCAGAAACAUACGAGGAUAGCUUCUAUAAAAGGAGUCUCGAUAAUGACAACUAUGUUUUUACUGCUCCCUACUUUAACAAAAGCGGACCUGGUGCUUAUGAAUCAGGCAUUAUGGUAAGCAAAGCUGUGGAAAUCUAUAUCCAAGGAAAGCUUCUUAAACCUGCAGUUGUUGGGAUUAAAAUUGAUGUAAAUUCUUGGAUAGAGAAUUUCACCAAAACAUCAAUCAGGGAUCCGUGUGCUGGUCCAGUUUGUGACUGCAAAAGAAACAGUGAUGUAAUGGAUUGUGUGAUUCUAGAUGAUGGUGGGUUUCUUCUGAUGGCAAAUCAUGAUGAUUAUACUAACCAGAUUGGAAGAUUUUUUGGAGAGAUUGAUCCAAGUCUGAUGCGACACCUGGUUAAUAUAUCGGUUUAUGCUUUCAACAAAUCUUACGAUUAUCAGUCAGUGUGUGAACCUGGUGCUGCACCGAAACAAGGAGCAGGGCAUCGCUCAGCAUACGUGCCAUCAAUAGCCGACAUAUUACACAUUGGCUGGUGGGCCACUGCAGCUGCCUGGUCUAUUCUACAGCAGUUUCUCCUGAGUUUGACCUUUCCACGACUUCUUGAGGCAGUUGAGAUGGAAGAUGAUGACUUUACAGCCUCUCUGUCAAAGCAGAGCUGCAUUACUGAACAGACCCAGUAUUUCUUCGAUAAUGAUAGUAAAUCAUUCAGUGGUGUGUUAGACUGUGGAAACUGUUCCAGAAUCUUUCACGUAGAAAAACUUAUGAAUACCAACUUAAUAUUCAUUAUGGUUGAGAGCAAAGGGACUUGUCCCUGUGACACACGACUGCUCAUACAAGCAGAGCAGACUUCUGAUGGUCCAGAUCCUUGUGAUAUGGUUAAACAACCCAGAUACCGAAAAGGACCCGAUGUCUGCUUUGAUAACAAUGUCUUGGAGGAUUAUACUGACUGUGGUGGUGUUUCUGGAUUGAAUCCCUCCCUGUGGUCCAUCAUUGGCAUCCAGUUUGUACUACUUUGGCUUUUAUCUGGCAGCAGACACUGCCAGUUGUGA